AAAAAGUGGAGGAAGAAUGGUUGUGGUCACGUCGUUUAAACCACCAGAAUCUCCUAUAAGACUCGAGCAGUCAAACGUUGUGGUGAUUUUGGAUAAACGUGAUCUGGGCACCGGAACCCUAUUUGUGAGCGAAAGGACACUCAGUUGGCAAAAAGACGGGACUACGGGUUUUUCAAUUGAAUAUUACAACGUCUCGCUCCAUGCGGUGUCCAAAGACCCCAACGUGUGCGAGAGGGAGUGUAUUUAUAUUUUGACUGACCCCCACAUAAAUUUGUUUGGAGAAACUGACCAAAGGCCCGCAAAUGAUGACAGUGACGUUGAGUCAGAGCCAGACCUCUCGGAGCUGAUUUUAGCCCCCGAAAACCCCACACAUGUACAAAGUAUUUACGAGGCUAUAAAAAUUUGCCAAGAACUCAAUCCCGAUCCUGCCGAUGUUGACGACGAGGACGAUGAUAAUUUAUUCGCGGACGCAGAAGAAGAAAUGUUUAUAGAAGCAGAGUCUGAGCAGAUUGGGGACGCAGUUGUCGACAGUUUGGCCGAAAGGCUACAAAACAACUCAGUCGACGUCCAGUACAGCUACCGGAAUGGCAACGAGGAUGAGGAUUUUGAAGAUGCAGACUGAUCCCUGAAUUAUGUUAGGUUUUGUAUCUUUAAUUUUAAUCCAUUUUUUAUAAAACACUGACUAGUGAAAA
Messenger RNA from Tribolium castaneum (red flour beetle), 692 nucleotides. It is a transcript of the gene icln, whose product is annotated as icln. The transcript is spliced from 3 exons. Gene Ontology annotation, biological process: spliceosomal snRNP assembly; mRNA cis splicing, via spliceosome; cell volume homeostasis. The coding region runs from base 17 to 622 and encodes 201 amino acids. The record is from RefSeq and is a predicted model, not a curated record. Lineage: Eukaryota; Metazoa; Arthropoda; Insecta; Coleoptera; Tenebrionidae. Gene Ontology annotation, cellular component: pICln-Sm protein complex; spliceosomal complex; plasma membrane.